GUACGGGGUACCAAUAACGGUACUUCGUUUGACCAUAGAGGUGCUCAACUUUGCAGCAACACCGAAAUCUGCUAUUUUAACCUCACCUCGCUCGGUCAAGAGGAUGUUGGCACCCUUAAUAUCUCGAUGUAUUCGAUUCCUAGCAUGCAUAUGUCGUAGGCCUUUAAGAGUUUCCCUCGUAACAAAAGCAAUACAAUCCUCUUGCAAUGGAAUACGAGUAUAAAGGUAAAUGUCCUGCAUUGACUGUCCACCACAAAACUCCAUACAAAUCCACAAUUUGUUCAACCGAAGGUAACUCCCAUAGUACUGCACAAUAUUGGGAUGAGAGCAUUCCAUGAGUGUAUGAAUUUCUUGACAAAUUGCUCGAAUAUCAUCCUUAGGAUCUAUUUUCAUAAUCUUUAUCGCCACCAAUCGACGGUCAUCGCGUCUUUGAGCCUUAUAUACAUCACCAUAUGUACCACUUCCAAUGUUAGCAAGAACUCUAUAUUCUGUUUUAGGAUCAGAUUGUUUGACAAUUUGUCGAAGGUAAGCUAA
This is a messenger RNA of Rodentolepis nana, 534 nucleotides long. Lineage: Eukaryota; Metazoa; Platyhelminthes; Cestoda; Cyclophyllidea; Hymenolepididae. The record is from the annotation of a GenBank genome assembly.